This is a messenger RNA of Funneliformis geosporum, 573 nucleotides long. The record is from the annotation of a GenBank genome assembly. NCBI's taxonomy places the organism in Eukaryota, Fungi, Glomeromycota, Glomeromycetes, Glomerales, Glomeraceae.
AUGAAAGCAACAUUCACAACAAAACUUCCAAAAAACCGUAUUACAACUAAAAAAAACCCUUCAAAAUCUCAUCAUCUCUCACAAAAGUAUUUAACAAGGUUUCGGAAUACAUUUUAUCAAGUAUUAUGUGAUCAUGACCCAAAUUUAAUUUUAGAAGAAAAACAAGAUUUUUUAGAAUAUUUAGCUGGAAAGAUUUGGGAAUUAAACUUGUUACAACAAUUCAUCCCUUCAACUCGGGUUAAAAAUAAGAUAGAUGACGAAUAUUUCACUUUACUAAAUGAACAAGAAAUCAUUAAUAAAAUUAAUGAAAUGAUGCAAAAUGACUUUAUUACUUUUGAAUUUUGUGAGAAUGAUCGUGAAUGUAUAGAAAUUUCGACUUCAAUCUUGUCAAAAUGGAAACCUUGUCAUUCUGCUUGCCAUAAAAUGAUUUCUCAUAAACAAAUGGCUUAUGAAUAUAACACUGUAGUUAAAUUAUUAGAACAUGAAGGAGUAUCUAAGUUUGUUAAUUGGGCUUCUAAGCAAAAAAGUUAUUCUAAAGAUCAUGUAAUUCAGAAACUAAGAUAUUCAAAGUAA